Messenger RNA from Alexandromys fortis (reed vole), 4277 nucleotides. It is a transcript of the gene Tnk2, whose product is annotated as tyrosine kinase non receptor 2. Gene Ontology annotation, biological process: protein phosphorylation; negative regulation of epidermal growth factor receptor signaling pathway; regulation of keratinocyte differentiation. The record is from RefSeq and is a predicted model, not a curated record. The transcript has 15 exons. Gene Ontology annotation, molecular function: protein tyrosine kinase activity; ATP binding; protein serine/threonine/tyrosine kinase activity. NCBI's taxonomy places the organism in Eukaryota, Metazoa, Chordata, Mammalia, Rodentia, Cricetidae. Bases 248 to 3466 code for a protein of 1072 amino acids.
GCACUGCCCUGGAGAGGAGACAGGAGAGGACCCAGCCUGCGGCCAGCUGUGGAGCAAAGCCGGCACUCCGUUCUUCCCCGUUCCCUACUUCUGGUGGGACUUGGGGGAUUUCGAAGACAGGUUUCCCACCCUCUGGCCGGUUUCCUUGCUGGGCAGAGCAUAAAACUCAGAAGCUGCGACCCUUGCCUGCCCUCUUUAGAUCUAGGCCAUAGCUCCUUUGACUUCUUAGGGGCUUCAGUUUGUGGAGAUGCCGGCAGCCCGUCGGUUCCCUGGCCUUGAGCUCUCCUUUCCUCUCUUGGCCAGACUGCGGCGACGUCUGUACACAAGGCUGGGGAGCAGCAGCAUGCAGCCGGAGGAGGGGACGGGCUGGCUGUUGGAGCUGCUGUCCGAGGUGCAGCUGCAGCAGUAUUUCCUGAGGCUUCGCGAUGAUCUCAACGUCACCCGCCUGUCCCACUUUGAGUAUGUCAAGAACGAGGACCUGGAAAAGAUUGGCAUGGGCCGGCCUGGUCAGAGGCGUCUGUGGGAGGCUGUGAAGAGGAGGAAGGUCAUGUGCAAACGCAAGUCAUGGAUGAGCAAGGUGUUCAGUGGAAAGCGGCUGGAGGCUGAGUUCCCUCCCCAUCACUCUCAGAGCACCUUCCGGAAGCCCUCACCCACCCCAGGGGGCCUGGCAGGGGAAGGGACCCUGCAGAGCCUCACCUGCCUCAUCGGGGAGAAGGACCUGCGCCUCCUGGAGAAGCUGGGAGACGGCUCCUUUGGCGUGGUGCGCAGGGGUGAAUGGGACGCCCCUGCGGGAAAGACGGUGAGUGUGGCCGUGAAGUGCCUGAAGCCAGAUGUGCUGAGUCAGCCAGAGGCCAUGGAUGACUUCAUCCGGGAGGUCAAUGCCAUGCAUUCGCUUGACCACCGAAACCUCAUUCGCUUGUAUGGUGUGGUGCUCACGCCACCCAUGAAGAUGGUGACAGAACUGGCACCUCUGGGAUCUCUGUUGGACCGACUGCGUAAACACCAAGGUCAUUUCCUCUUGGGGACUCUGAGCCGCUAUGCUGUGCAGGUGGCUGAGGGCAUGGGAUACCUGGAGUCCAAGCGCUUCAUCCACCGGGACCUGGCUGCUCGGAACCUGCUGUUGGCUACCCGUGACCUGGUCAAGAUCGGGGACUUUGGACUGAUGCGAGCUCUACCCCAGAAUGAUGACCACUAUGUCAUGCAAGAACAUCGCAAGGUGCCCUUUGCCUGGUGUGCCCCUGAGAGCCUGAAGACACGGACCUUCUCUCAUGCCAGUGACACCUGGAUGUUUGGGGUCACACUGUGGGAGAUGUUCACAUAUGGCCAGGAGCCCUGGAUUGGCCUCAAUGGCAGCCAGAUUCUGCAUAAGAUUGACAAGGAAGGGGAGCGCCUGCCCCGGCCUGAGGACUGCCCCCAAGACAUCUACAAUGUCAUGGUCCAGUGCUGGGCCCACAAACCAGAGGACAGACCCACUUUUGUGGCCCUUCGGGACUUCCUGCUGGAGGCUCAGCCUACUGACAUGCGGGCCCUUCAGGACUUCGAGGAGCCAGACAAGCUGCACAUCCAGAUGAAUGACGUCAUCACUGUCAUCGAGGGAAGGGCUGAGAACUACUGGUGGCGUGGUCAGAACACCCGGACACUGUGCGUAGGACCCUUCCCUCGGAAUGUGGUGACCUCCGUGGCUGGCCUGUCAGCCCAGGACAUCAGCCAGCCUCUACAGAAUAGCUUCAUUCACACGGGGCAUGGAGACAGCGACCCCCGGCACUGCUGGGGGUUCCCUGACAGGAUUGAUGAACUGUAUCUGGGCAACCCCAUGGACCCCCCUGACCUGCUGAGUGUGGAGCUGAGCACCUCCCGACCCACCCAGCAUCUAGGAAGGCUGAAAAAGCCAACAUAUGACCCUGUGAGUGAGGACCAAGACCCCUUGUCCAGCGACUUCAAGAAGCUGGGCCUGAGGAAGCCAUCCCUGCCCCGAGGGCUGUGGCUCACAAAGCCCUCGGCCCGAGUGCCAGGCACCAAGGCAGGCCGCAGCAGUGGGGGCGAGGUCACGCUCAUCGACUUUGGCGAGGAGCCCGUGGUUCCAACCCCACGGCCCUGUGCACCCUCCUUGGCACAGUUGGCCAUGGAUGCCUGCUCCUUGCUGGACAAGACACCACCACAGAGCCCCACGCGGGCACUGCCACGGCCUUUACAUCCCACACCUGUAGUGGACUGGGACGCUCGCCCGCUGCCCCCGCCCCCUGCCUAUGACGAUGUGGCCCAGGAUGAGGAUGACUUUGAGGUCUGCUCUAUCAACAGCACGCUAGUGGGUGCAGGCCUCCCUGCUGGGCCGAGCCAGGGCGAGACCAAUUAUGCCUUUGUGCCUGAGCAGGCGCAGCCGCCCCCUGCCCUGGAGGACAACCUGUUUCUUCCACCCCAGGGUGGCGGCAAGCCACCCAGCUCGGCCCAGACUGCAGAGAUUUUCCAGGCACUGCAGCAGGAGUGUAUGCGGCAGCUACAGGUCCCCACUGGCCAGCUGACCCCCUCCCCCACCCCAGGAGGUGAUGACAAGCCCCAGGUGCCACCCCGGGUACCCAUUCCCCCUCGGCCCACACGUCCACGUGUGGAGCUAUCUCCAGCUCCCUCGGGUGAGGAAGAGACAAGCCGGUGGCCUGGACCUGCCUCCCCUCCCCGAGUGCCUCCCCGGGAACCCCUGUCCCCUCAAGGCUCAAGAACCCCAAGCCCCCUGGUGCCACCUGGCAGCUCUCCGUUACCACACCGGCUCUCUAGCUCACCCGGAAAGACCAUGCCCACCACCCAAAGCUUUGCCUCAGACCCUAAAUAUGCCACGCCACAAGUGAUCCAGGCUCCUGGCCCGCGGGCUGGCCCCUGUAUCCUGCCCAUUGUCCGCGAUGGCAGGAAGGUCAGCAGUACGCACUACUACCUGCUACCUGAGCGCCCUCCUUAUCUGGAGCGCUACCAGCGCUUCCUCCGGGAGGCCCAGAGCCCUGAAGAGCCAGCCUCCAUGCCUGUGCCCCUGCCGCUGCCCCCACCCAGUACUCCAGCCCCUGCCGCCCCCACUGCUACUGUUCGCCCUAUGCCUCAGGCUGCCCCAGAACCAAAGGCCAACUUCUCCACCAAUAACAGCAACCCAGGGGCUCGGCCACCAGCCCUGAGGGCCACUGCUCGGCUGCCACAGAGGGGCUGCCCGGGGGAUGGGCAAGAGGCUGCACAGCCAGCAGACAAGAUCCAGAUGCUGCAGGCCAUGGUGCAUGGGGUGACCACAGAGGAGUGCCAGGCGGCCCUGCAGAGCCACAGCUGGAGUGUGCAGAGGGCUGCCCAGUAUCUGAAGGUGGAGCAGCUCUUUGGACUGGGUCUUCGGCCGCGGGUGGAGUGCCACAAAGUGCUAGAGAUGUUUGACUGGAACCUGGAGCAAGCUGGCUGCCACCUCCUGGGUUCCUGUGGCCCUGCCCACCACAAACGCUGAUAGUUGUCUGCAGAACAACAGUCUGCCCUAAAGGAACCACUUGAACCUGUCUGUAGGACCAGGGUGGGGAGAUGCCCAUCUCAGGCCUGGAACACCCACAGCUUGGACCUACUGCUGCCUGUUGCUCCACGUGAACAGAGCAGGAGGCUGGGACUCCACCUUGCCCACCUCACUCACCCACCCAGCGCUGUUCUGCACAGCUUGGUUCAGCCCUCAGUGCCCCGGCCAAGAGGUGGGAAGGAGCCUUGUGAAGGCAAGACAGGAAGCUGCCUGGCAGGCCCUGUGUGUGACCUGCCCCUGGCUCAGGAUCAGGGCUGGGCUACUGGCUAGCGUGUGCCCCAGGCUUUGCCCUGGAGGACUAGACUAAGGAAGCCAGGCUUGACUUGGGCAAGAAGGAUGUGUUGGCCGCACAGAAGGGUAGGCCAGCAUCCAGCAAGCCCUUCUUAGGGCUGGGCCCUUUUCCAGGGAACCCCUGUAGGCAUUUGGAGUGUUGGACAGAAUGUGACUUGUGGCUUCACUGUGAACUUGCAGACUUGGACGCUCCUAGGAGCGUACCUGGAGACAGUCUGAAGUGGCUCAGAAGCAGAGAAAUGGCGGCAGGUUCUCUGGCAGGGCCCAGGGCCUGGAUUGGAAGGAGACCCCAGGGGCACCAGUACUUUGUUGUUUGACCCCUGACCCUCCCCGUUGCUGUUCGAUGUGUUCCCAUCAGCCUCUGUUGCCAAAGUUGCUGUCCCAGCUCUGGAUAUCUGCUUCUUCCAGUGAAAUAAAUUCCGUUUCUAUUUUAUGUUACCCACUCCUGCCUGUCUGUUUC